This is a messenger RNA of Beta vulgaris subsp. vulgaris (sugar beet), 1948 nucleotides long. Its product is annotated as protein DETOXIFICATION 16. Gene Ontology annotation, molecular function: xenobiotic transmembrane transporter activity; antiporter activity. Lineage: Eukaryota; Viridiplantae; Streptophyta; Magnoliopsida; Caryophyllales; Amaranthaceae. The record is from RefSeq and is a predicted model, not a curated record. The coding region runs from base 171 to 1649 and encodes 492 amino acids. Gene Ontology annotation, cellular component: membrane. The transcript has 8 exons. Gene Ontology annotation, biological process: xenobiotic detoxification by transmembrane export across the plasma membrane.
UUCAUUUUUCAAGCUUUUUUAAUUGAACACGUGUGAUGCGAGUUCCAACCUACAAAAUUUUGGCCUAGGAAAAGUCGUUCCAAAUUUUGGCCAAUAUAUAGGAUAUUUAUCUCUAUAAUCUCAACCCUUAAUCCUCUCUCUACCUGUCAAAAAAAAAAAAAAAAAAAAGAAUGGGGGAAGAUCAGAAUGACAGAUCAAUGGAAACACCACUUAUGAAUAUCAUAGAAAGAGAGCAGCUAGAUGAUAUAGAAAGCAAAAAUUGGAGAAAAUCCUUAAUUGAAGAGAUGAAGAAACAAGCAUGGCUAGCAGGGCCACUAGUGUCAGUGAACUUAUUGCUGUUUAGCUUGCAGUUGAUUUCCAUUAUGUUUGUUGGUCAUCUUGGUGAAUUACCACUUUCUGGUGCUUCUAUGGCCACUUCCUUUGCUACUGUUACUGGCUUUAGUUUGUUGAUGGGAAUGUCAAGCGCCUUAGACACCUUCUGCGGACAAUCGUAUGGGGCAAGACAGUAUCAUAUGCUAGGAAUACACUUGCAAAGGGCCAUGAUCAUCCUUACUAUUGUAAGUAUUCCCCUAGCUCUUAUAUGGGCAAAUUCAAGAUCAAUUCUAAUAGCAUGUGGCCAAGAUCACCAAAUAGCAGCUGAGGCAGGACAUUAUGCUCAGUUCUUGAUCCCCGGUCUCUUUGCCUAUGGCCUUCUUUACUCGCUCCUGAGAUUCUUACAAACCCAAAACAUCGUUUUCCCUAUGAUGAUAAGCGCUGGGAUCAGCACAUUAUUGCAUUUGCCAGUAUGCUGGAUUUUGGUCUUCAAAACAAGCCUAGGAAACCGAGGAGCUGCUCUUGCAACUGGUAUCUCUUAUUGGAUCAACUUCAUAUUGUUAGCACUUUAUGUCAAAUUUUCGUCUGCGUGUUCGAAAACGUGGACUGGAUUUUCUAUUGAAGCUCUCCAUAAUUUACUCACAUUCUUCAAACUCAGUAUUCCUUCUGCUUGUAUGGUUUGUUUAGAAAUGUGGUCGUUCGAAUUGAUGGUUCUCUUAGCUGGUCUUCUUCCCAACCCAACGUUAGAAACAUCCGUGCUCUCUAUUUGCCUUAACACAGCCGCAACUGUGUGGAUGAUCCCCUUUGGUCUUAGCGGUGCUAUAAGUACUCGAGUUUCGAACGAAUUAGGAGCAGGGCGCCCUCAAGCAGCACGAUUAGCAGUAUCAGUUGUUUUGUUGCUUGCCAUUAGCGAGGGCGUUUUAGUUGGAACCGUGGUGAUCUUGAUACGCAAUAUUUGGGGCUAUGCUUAUAGCAAUGAAGAAGAAGUGGUCAGAUAUGUAGCUGUAAUAUUGCCUUUGCUUGCGGUAUCGAACUUCCUAGAUGCACUUCAAUCUGUUCUUUCAGGUAUUGUCAGAGGUUGUGGGUCCCAGACAAUUGGAGCAUUUAUCAACCUGGGAUCGUAUUAUAUCUUUGGCAUACCUACUGCUAUUCUGCUAGCUUUUGUGUUGCACAUUGGUGGAAAGGGUUUGUGGCUGGGGAUCAUUUGUGCGUUGAUUGUUCAAACCGUGUCACUGUUCGUCCUUACCAUUACAAUAAACUGGGAAGAAGAAGCAAAGCGGGCAAGAGAAAGAGUGUACGAUGGGGAAGCAAUUUUGCCUGUAGAAUCAGUGUCAUGAAUCUGAAUUAUGCAAUUCGAUCAACCUAUGUUAUUGAACUUCCGAGAGAUCAAGGUCGAUUUGUCACAAAUGUAGCACAUUUUUCACAAUAUCUAAUUUUGUGAUAUCCUUCCUAAUAAUGGAAGUUGCAGAAAAUGAAUAGAAGCACCUACCCUUAACAUCAUUUUGAAAUGAAAAUCAGGAAUGGUAAUAUCUUAAACCUCAUUUUUCAUGAAAUUCUGAAUAUAUGUAAUAUCUGUAAGAACAUAUCGCAAACAUAAUCAAUUAUAUGAAUCAUUCAAUAGGAAUUAAAUAUCAAA